Messenger RNA from Hipposideros armiger (great roundleaf bat), 2234 nucleotides. RefSeq names its product tetratricopeptide repeat domain 31 (gene TTC31). The transcript is spliced from 13 exons. The record is from RefSeq and is a predicted model, not a curated record. The coding region runs from base 96 to 1661 and encodes 521 amino acids. NCBI's taxonomy places the organism in Eukaryota, Metazoa, Chordata, Mammalia, Chiroptera, Hipposideridae. Gene Ontology annotation, molecular function: protein binding.
GCUUCUGCCCCUAACAAAAAUGGCUGCCUAGCCCGCCCUACCCCUCCCUUGGCCGGCACCAGACUCUUUCACUUUCGGGUCACUGUGGACCGGAGAUGGCGCGGACUCCCAAGACAGUGGGGCUGAUCAAGCUAGACUGCCCUCUACAGUAUGGCCACCCGCUGGGGGUCGCUGCUGUCCCCAAACUCUACCAGGAAUUUGGACCUGAGGACUGCGGCGAAGAGGACAUAGUGGAUUUUCUUCAACAACUUGUGGAGAGUGAUCCCGAGGGCCUGCACCGGAUCCAAGUGGAUGGGAGCAUCGGGCAGCUGCAGCUGUGGCACCAUGGUGAUUACCUCGUGGACCAUUUCAGUGAUGAGGAGGAAACUACUGCACAGAAUGACAGGGGCAAAGGGGCUGAGGGACCAGGCACCUACUGCAGUUUCCAAAAGUCCUUCCUGUACCCUCCCCAAGGGUCUAAGCCCUGCCCUCCAAGACCCCCUGCCUCGGCAUCCUUCCCCAGUGACUCAGACAGCCUGCUUCAGAUGGCCAUGCCCCAAAAGCUCCUGCUGACUGAAGAGGAAGCCAACCGCCUGGCUGAGGAGCUGGUAGCUGAGGAGGAGCGUGUGAAACAGAAAGCAGAGAAGAAGCGACUCAAGAAGAAGCGUCAAAAGGACCGAAAGCGACAGAAGCGCUUGGAGCAGGAUGGUGGGGAGUCCAAGGCCGAGGCCACCCCAGAAGGGGAUGGGAGUCCCCCAUCCAGCCCUGGGAACCCAGCUCAGGGACGCUGUGGUGAGGAAGAGGACUCACUGGAUCUAUCUAGCACUUUCGUGUCUCUGGCUUUGCGCAAGGUUGGGGAUUGGCCUCCCAGUGCCCUCAGAGAGAAGGAACUGAGCCAGGAGCCCCAAGGCAAGCGCCUGGGCCCCCAGGAGAAGAUGGACCAGCAGGAAUGGAGCUCUCCAAGAGAAGAGAGCCCCGGGCAGAGUCCUAAGGCAGAGGCAUCUGUGGAACUGCUGGCAGCUGCCUUACAGCAAAGCCAGGAGCUAGCAAAUUUGGGGACCAGCUUUGCCCAAAAUGGUUUCUACCACGAGGCUGUGGGCCUCUUCACCCAGGCCUUGAAGCUCAACCCCCGGGAUCACCGGUUAUUUGGAAAUCGCUCUUACUGCCAUGAGCGGCUGGGUCAGCCAGCAUGGGCCCUGGCUGAUGCGCAGGUGGCCCUUACCCUGAGGCCUGGCUGGCCCCGGGGCCUCUUCCGCCUGGGCAAGGCCUUGAUGGGACUGCAGCGUUUUGAGGACGCAGCUGCUGUCUUCCAGGAGACUCUGAGAGGCGGUUCUCAACCUGAUGCAGCCCGGGAGCUCCACUCUUGUCUCCAACAACUUUCUUUGCAGGAUCAGCCAGGAAGAAUCCAUGCAUCAACUCUGCAAAGCCGAUUUCCUCAGCCAUUACCCCACAUUGAGCCAGGGGCCUCAGGCCUCCUCUCCCCCAGUCACCCUCAAAGUGCUGCUUCAAGGGCCCCUGGCCUUCUGUCUCCACCCUUGCAUUAUCCGCCUUGUCUCCUGAGCCCCUCCAACUGGCCCCUCCCCCAGACUCCAAAUAGAAGACCCUGGCCUCUCCGUCCCCAGAACCCCUCCAAUGGCUGGGGCCGGGGACUUGGGCCCUGGCAUCUACCUCAGGCAAGAUGAGGGAGGACCUGUCCCUCACAGGACAAGGCCAUGUAUGCAUCCCACAGGGAUGAGGGACACUGUGUGGUGGCAGUUCCCUGCAUAUUUUGAGACCUUGUACUCUAAAACCAUAGUUAGAGACACCCCUGGCAGUCAUUUGUCUUGCCACGGAGACCUUCCGAUGAGAGAAUGGAGCUCAUUUAAAUGUGGAUCUGUAGGGGACGUUGAGACCUCCCAGAAUGGCCUUCCAAGAGGAACCAUUCAUCAGGAUGAAUGCCCUAUGGGUCUUGCUCACAGCAUUUACAUCUGGCGAUAGGAGGUGUUGAAACACCUUCUUUAUAUGGGGCUUUCCCAAAUUCUUUUUAUUGUUUACAGUGCAGGCCCCUUAAAUGCUGUAUAGCAGGAUGCAGUCUACCAUUACUCUUUGGGUCACCUUGGGCUGGUCUUUCAAUAUCUGUGCCUCAGUUCCCUCAUCUGUAAAAUGGGGCCAAUCCCUACCUCAUAGGGCUGUUGUGAGGACAAAUAAAAUGUGUGAGAAAAUACCUACCAAGUGCCUGGUACAUAGUGGCUGUUAAAUAAACCAGUUUUUAUCUG